This is a messenger RNA of Oryza sativa Japonica Group (Japanese rice), 1759 nucleotides long. Lineage: Eukaryota; Viridiplantae; Streptophyta; Magnoliopsida; Poales; Poaceae. The record is from RefSeq and is a predicted model, not a curated record.
AAGCCCAGGACCAAACUGAAGCAAGCUAAUUAAGCUAGCUAGCAGUAAUCGAUCGACUGAGCUGCUAGCUAAGAUAUAAGUCUUUAGUUAUCCGAUCGAUCAAUCGAGGAGGAUGAAAGCAAGUUCGAUACUGAUGGCAUUAUCCGCGGCCGUGCUGGGCUUCUUCAUUGGCAUCUCUUUUCCAGUACAAAUCACACCAAAGCUUGAAUAUUGCGCCUUUCUAAUCCCUUGCGGUACAAACACAAACUCCAGCUCCUCGGCCAGCAACAUCAACAUACUCAACAAGUACAUGUCGUUGUGGGCGGCACCAUUUUCCGUCCGUAACAGCACCACUGCCAACUUUUCGUCAAACGCCACUAUUUCAGGGCCGAAGGAGAAGAGCAAGAUAGAAGCAGAAGCAGUACAGGUGUCGAGGAAGAAAGCAGCAGAGGAGAGGCUGCCUCCGGGCAUCGUCGUCCGGGAAUCUGAUCUUCAUCUCCGCCGCCUCUGGGGAAACCCAACAUCCGACGUGGCGAGUGGCAAGCAGUACCUUCUGACCAUGUCGGUGGGUUACACCGAGAAAGCCAAUGUCAAUGCAACUAUUCACAAGUUAUCAGACAAGUUUGACAUAGUGCUGUUCCAUUACGACGGGCGCACAAGUGAAUGGGAGGAGUUCGAGUGGUCCAAGAAGGUUGUUCAUGUCAGCGCCAGGAAGCAGGCCAAAUGGUGGUUUGCCAAGAGGUUCCUGCACCCGAGCAUCGUUGCGGCGUACGAGUACGUGUUCGUGUGGGAUGAGGAUCUGGGAGUUGACAACUUCACCGCGGAGGAGUACAUCAGCAUCGUCAGGAAACACGCCCUGGACAUCUCGCAGCCGGGGCUCGACGGCACCAAAGGGAGGAGACAGUACCCUGUCACCGUCAGGAGGCCCUCCGGCGACAUGCACAACUCCGGCAGGUUCGUCGAGGUGAUGGCGCCUGUCUUCUCCAGGGACGCCUGGGCAUGCGUCUGGCACAUGAUCCAGAAUGACUUGGUUCAUGGUUGGGGUCUCGACUUCAAUUUCUGGAGAUGCGUCCACGAGCCUGAAAAGCAUAUAGGUGUCGUGGAUGCGCAGUUCGUAGUCCAUCGCGGCGUCCCAACGCUCGUAAGCCAGGGCAAUGGAGAACAAGAUGGAAGUAGUGCCAAGGUGAGAUCCCGGCAGUUUGAGGAGAUGCAUACCUUCGACCGCAGAAUUGCCAGCGCCGACAAGGCCCAAGCCAACGCCACCGCAGCAGAGCAGCAUCGCUGAGAGAUUAACACCAACAAUAUAGACCUAUAUAGAACUCUAGAUCAUGUCCUGUUGAUUUGAUUAACCAGAUUUAGUUAAAAAAGAUCAUUUUGUGGCCAAACAUAAGGCAUACACUAGUACACUACUGUAAACUAGGCUCAUAUGAGAGCAUGGGCUGCUAGAAUAUUAGUAGAUGCUUUAUUAGUUUAUUUUCAUCCAUUGCCUAAAAAAAUGUGUUGAUUCUUCUUGUAACUUCGUUUUCUCCUCUUUUAGACCCCCUUCACGUUGACUUAAUUUGUAUUUGCAUUGGUUUGCAAGAUCUCAUUACAUUAUAGAGUGAAGUGCAUGGACGGUAUCUUAACUUAUACAGGUGUGUCAUCUCUAAAUCUCUAAAUUUUGAGAAUACAUUUUCGGAUUAGUGGGACCCACAUAUCAUACAGGUUUAAACACACUCCAACCCACUCCGUGCGCUGACUUAUCAUUCUAUGGUAGUGCCUACGUAUUUGUGGGAUUCAC